AUGGGAUUCCAAACACCGGGGGUACUACCAGCCCAGCCUGUUGCAGUCAUUCAGGAUUAUGUGGGUCACUUAUCUCUCAGUGCCCUUCCAGCUCAGAGUUCUUCCCGUGCUUUAUCGGGUCAGGGCUCGUCUAUGCCAGGUCCUUCUACCAGUUAUCCUGGUCCUCGGGGCUCCUUUCAGUCCCCAUCACCCACACCAGGGAGUUGUUUAGAGUGCGGGGAGUUUGGGCAUGUGUGGAGGCAGUGUCCUCAUUGUCAGGGAGGUCCAGCACAGCAGAGGAGUCAGGCUGCGUCUUCUGCACCAAUUGUUACACCACUCGCUCAACCAGCUCGGGGUGGGGCCCAGUGCGAGCCCGCAGAAGUGGGAAGAGAUAGACGCAGAAGCAGGCUAGGUGGAGAAGGCAGUGGUAGCACGUGCGAUGUUCCUUCCGCACCUGCGAGGAUGCAGAUGCAGCGAGAAGGGCACAGGUGCGAAGUUUGA
Nicotiana tabacum (common tobacco) is the source of this 480-nucleotide messenger RNA. Lineage: Eukaryota; Viridiplantae; Streptophyta; Magnoliopsida; Solanales; Solanaceae. The record is from RefSeq and is a predicted model, not a curated record.